AUGAGAUUUGCGUUGGCAGUUGUGCUCAUUGGCGUCGCAUUCGCAUCGCCUUACUACGCCCAACCAACCAGGCCAGCAUAUUACACUCCGUAUGUGCCACCAGUGACUUAUACGACGCCAGCUCAAGAUCCAACAACCACCACCACUCAGGCUCCGUAUGUGCCACCAGUGACUUAUACGACGCCAGCUCAAGAUCCAACAACCACCAAGGCCCCAUACGUUCCACCAGUGACUUACACUACUCCAGCUCAAGAGCCAACCACAACCACCACUCAGACUCCAUACGUCCCACCAGUGACCACCGAGCGCCCAUACGUGCCACCAACAACAACCGUUGCUCAAGAUGGACCAAUCUACGCCCCAUACGUGCCGGCUGCCGAUAUCACCACUCAAAAGCCAAGAACCACUACCUUCAAGUACGUUCUAAACGAGGAUGCUGCUCGCGCCUAUUGGGCCACUGCCGUCUUCCCAAAGGCGUCUACCUCAGCUCCAGCUAAUGACAAUCAGAAGUCGCACACUUAG
This is a messenger RNA of Caenorhabditis bovis, 522 nucleotides long. Lineage: Eukaryota; Metazoa; Nematoda; Chromadorea; Rhabditida; Rhabditidae. The record is from the annotation of a GenBank genome assembly.